This is a messenger RNA of Cokeromyces recurvatus, 1980 nucleotides long. RefSeq lists its product as uncharacterized. The transcript has 10 exons. The record is from RefSeq and is a predicted model, not a curated record. Bases 1 to 1980 code for a protein of 659 amino acids. Gene Ontology annotation, cellular component: cytosol; ribonucleoprotein complex; nucleus. Gene Ontology annotation, molecular function: mRNA 3'-UTR binding; poly(U) RNA binding; poly(A) binding. NCBI's taxonomy places the organism in Eukaryota, Fungi, Mucoromycota, Mucoromycetes, Mucorales, Mucoraceae.
AUGAUGACGACAACGACGACGACUGUAAAGCCUACUAUCAAACUUCCACCUAGAAAUAAUAAUAACAAUAAAUCGUGUUCCACUCGUACAAACAUGAUAGUAUCUUCUUAUGAUUCACAACAAAUUACUUUUUCUAAUAAACUCUUUUUUGAAGACAUGGAAAAUGAAAUCAAAGAUUAUGAAAUUCAUCAUUUACUUUCUGAUUAUUUUCCUUAUCAAAUUAAAAGAGAACGAGGUGGCGGCUAUUUAAGCUUCUCGGAUUCUGAAAUUGCGGAAAGAGUUUAUUCUCUCUUUAAUGGUUAUUUAUUCCAAAAUCAAAAAAUAGUUAAAUUUAAAUUAUCACCAGAUGAAAAUUUUAUUCAAGCAGAAGGACCUAUUCUAGAAGCAAAGAAUCUACCAAAUCAUAUCAAUCAUAAUAUUUUAUAUGAUAUCUUUCGUCCUUUUGGGCCCUUAAGUAUUUGUAAACCAGUUUUAUUAACAGCAGACGAAAAGAAAGGAACUCAACAUGCUCUGAUUCAAUAUUUUUCAAAGCAAGACUCUGAUAAAGCAAUGAAUGAAAUUAAUGAAGAAAUAGUUGAAGGAAAAAAAAUUCAAAUUUGUGCAUCCAUGAUGAACAAUACAUUUUCUAUUCGAUACAUGAAUCAAUCUGUAUCUACACCGACUUAUGGCACAACAACAACAGAAAACAGCAAUGGAUAUGUUGACUAUACUAAUCUUUAUGUAAAGAAUCUUGACCCAACUAUCGAUAAUACAGAUCUCUUUAAUUUAUUUCGUAAAUUUGGUCGUAUCAUUUCAGCUCGUGUCAUGACACAUCCUCAAACAAAUCUAUCCAAGGGCUAUGGAUUUGUCAGUUUUGGGAAACCCGAGGAAGCAGCCUUAGCACUUGAAGAAAUGAAUGGAUAUCAAUUUCGCACAAAGCCUAUGAUUGUAGCUUAUCAUGAGCCUAAAAAGCCUCGUUUAGAAAAAUCAACUUCAUCCACUACAAAUUCUUUUCUUCCUCCUUCACCUACACCUAUUUCUUAUAAUAAUGUUCCGUAUAUCGAAUCAAAUCAUUCUCAUGAAGUCAUGAAUAGUUAUGGAAUAAAUCAUAUAGAGCCAAUGAAUGCUAUUACAAAUAAUUCAAUACAAAGAAAGGUUUCCAUACCAAAUAGCAAUAAUUCAAUUACACCACCUCAUAAUCCAUCCAUGACUUCACCUCAAUUUGCCCCUCGUCCAUCUUUAGCAUCCUUAGCUUCAGGAGCAACCAUUCAACAAACCCCUCCUCAUCCCGUUAUCAUGGAUACUCAUGUGCGACGACGAAGAGGAUCUAUGGAAUCUAUAAAUUCUAACAUGACAGAAUCAAGCGUUCAACUUCAACGUCAUCGAAUAACAGAAGCUGUCAAAGUCUGUGGUUCAUAUGGUAAACAACUACCUGAUAUUGUUGAUAUGAUCUUGUCCCUGAAACGAAAGGAACGUUCAAUUUGUUUAUUUAAUCCUGAUUUCCUUAAAGAUAAGAUCAAUGCAGCUUUAGAAGCCUUAAAUAUUUGUGAAGAUGAUGAAGAAAUAGAAGAAGAAAAACAAGCAGGACGAGAAAGCGUUGUUACUAAAAGAGAUUUAAGCUAUAAUACGACAAAGCCAAGAACGUAUACAGCUAUCGUGAGUCCUCCUACUUCACCUUCCAAUAAAAAAACUAUAAUAGAAAAUGUCGUUAUACCUCCUCGUACAUCCAAAGCGAUACCCAUUGUUGCACCAUUGCCUGAUCAAGAUAAAAAGGCAGAGAUUAAAGCAUUGUUAAAUUCUUUAGAGGGAAAACCGAUACAUGAACAAAAACAACUCUUAGGUGAUCAAUUAUUUCCCCUAGUUAAGGCUACAGGAGUUAAACAUGCUCCAAAGAUUACUAUUCGAUUACUAGAUACAGUCAAUUUAGAGGUAUUGGCCAACAUCAUGUAUGAUAAAGAAUCUUUAAUGAUUCAUGUUAACAAGGCAGCGUUUAAUUUAUAA